Galeopterus variegatus (Sunda flying lemur) is the source of this 2054-nucleotide messenger RNA. RefSeq names its product PDZ domain containing 3 (gene NHERF4). Gene Ontology annotation, molecular function: signaling receptor binding; protein-membrane adaptor activity. Gene Ontology annotation, biological process: protein localization to plasma membrane. NCBI's taxonomy places the organism in Eukaryota, Metazoa, Chordata, Mammalia, Dermoptera, Cynocephalidae. The record is from RefSeq and is a predicted model, not a curated record. The transcript is spliced from 11 exons. Gene Ontology annotation, cellular component: apical plasma membrane. Bases 1 to 1518 code for a protein of 505 amino acids.
AUGGAGGCAGUUGCAGAUCUUCAGGAUGCAGCCUUGGUAACUCUGAAGUUUCGGUUUAACCCGAAGCUGGGCAUUGAUAAUCCUGUCCUUUCCCUGGCUGAAGACCACGACCUCUCUGAUCCCUGGAGCCUGCAGCGGCCUCGCUUCUGUCUGCUGAGCAAAGAGGAAGGCAGGAGUUUUGGCUUCCACCUACAGCAGGAGCCAGGCAGGGCCGGGCAUGUGGUGUGCAGGGUGGAUCCAGGCACUUCUGCCCAGCGCCAGGGCCUCCAGGAAGGAGACCGGAUCCUGGCGGUGAACAACGAUGUUGUGGAACACGAAGACUAUAUGACGGUGGUACGCCGCAUCCGGGCCAGCAGUCCUCGGGUGUUGCUGACAGUCUUGGCAUGGCAUGUGCAUGAUGUGGCCCGAGCUCUGCAUGGGAACCAUGCCCAUCUCUGUCCUACCCUAGGCCCUGGGGUCCGGCCCCGGCUGUGCCACAUAGUGAAAGAUGAGGGUGGCUUUGGCUUCACUGUCACCCAUGGAGAUCAGGGUCCCUUCUGGUUGGUGCUAAGUACUGGGGGAGCAGCUGAGCGGGCAGGGGUGCCUCCUGGGGCCCGGCUGCUCGAAGUGAAUGGGGUCAGUGUGGAGAAGUUCACUCAUAACCAACUCAGCAGGAAGCUUUGGCAGAGUGGAAAGCAGGUGACCCUGCUGGUGGCAGGGCCAGAGGUGGAGGAACAGUGUCGCCAGCUGGGAAUGCCCCUGGCUGCACCCCUGGCAGAGGGCUGGGCACUGCCUGCCAAGCCCCGCUGUUUGCACCUAGAGAAAGGGCCCCAGGGAUUUGGGUUCCUGCUGCGGGAGGAGAAGGGCCUUGACGGUCACUCUGGGCAGUUUCUGCGGGAGGUGGACCCGGGAACGCCAGCCGAGAAGGCUGGGAUGCAGGUUGGGGACCGGCUGGUGGCUGUGGCUGGGGAGAGCGUGGAGGGGCUGGGCCACGAGGAGACAGUGUCCAGGAUCCGGGCGCAGGGCUCUAGUGUCUCCCUCAUUGUCAUCGACCCUGAGGCUGACCGCUUCUUCAGCAUGCUUCGCCUGUCCCCACUCCUCUUCAUGGAGAGCACAGAGGCUGCUGCUUCUCCCCAGGACAUGAGCUCAGCCUCUCUGGUUGAGACCAAGGACCCACCAGCUGACAACACAGCUGUACCUCCGGUCGCUCCUGGCUCCCGCCAGUGUUUCCUGUACCCUGGGCCUGGUGGUGCCUAUGGCUUCCGACUCAGCUGUGUGGCCUGUGUGCCUCGUCUCUUCAUCUCCCAGGUGACUCCAGGAAGCUCAGCUGCCCAGGCAGGGCUGCAAAUGGGAGAUGUGAUUCUGGAGGUGAAUGGGUAUCCUGUGGAUGGACAGAAUGACCUGGAAAGGCUUCAGCAGCUGGCUGAGUCUGAGCCACCCAUCUGCCUUAAGCUGGCAGCCAGGUCUCAGCAGGGUUUGGAAGCCUGGAUUCCUCCAGGGUCUGCAGAGGAUUGGCCUCUGGCCUCAGAUCCGCUGUAGAGUGCCCCAGAUGGCACAAAUCUACCCAGAGGCUUUCCUGUCUUCACUGUCCAGCCUAUGGUGGUGGGAGCAGGGAUGCCCUCUCUAAGCCAGAAGCCAGAGUUCUAAGUCACCGCCAAUCACAGGAUUGCCCAAUGGCUCCCUCCCUUCCCAUGGGCCCACCUCCCAGAAAAGGGUGUAGUCAGAGGCCUCAGGUAGCACCUUGAGGAUGGAGCCUGAGGCUCCAGAUGAUGUCACAUGGAAGCUUUGGAGAGCUGUGCCCAAGGAUGAAGUUCUGAUUGAGAAGGGUGGGCUGUGGGGCUGGCUAGGAUUGAAGCCAUCUGGAAUUUGCCCUAGGUAUGACUCCAGGACCCUUGGUGUAAUACAAGAAUUUGGAGACCAACUACACCCUCCCUUUCUGGGCACCUUAGGAUUAUAGGGGCUCCUGCCCGGUCACUGUUGUGUCUGUUGUAGAAAUGGCCUUUUCCUAUAGGGCUUGCUGGUUAGCUCAGUUGGUUAGAGUACAGUGUUAUAACACCAAGGUCAAGGGUUUUGAU